Apodemus sylvaticus (European woodmouse) is the source of this 922-nucleotide messenger RNA. Its product is annotated as histone H4. Gene Ontology annotation, biological process: nucleosome assembly. Gene Ontology annotation, molecular function: protein heterodimerization activity; structural constituent of chromatin; DNA binding. The transcript has a single exon. The coding region runs from base 25 to 336 and encodes 103 amino acids. Lineage: Eukaryota; Metazoa; Chordata; Mammalia; Rodentia; Muridae. The record is from RefSeq and is a predicted model, not a curated record. Gene Ontology annotation, cellular component: nucleosome.
UUCCUCCGAGCCUUUUCUGCAGAGAUGUCGGGACGCGGGAAAGGCGGCAAAGGCCUGGGCAAAGGUGGGGCCAAGCGACACCGCAAGGUCCUCCGAGACAACAUCCAGGGCAUCACCAAGCCCGCCAUCCGGCGUUUGGCUCGGCGCGGUGGCGUGAAGCGCAUCUCGGGUCUCAUCUACGAGGAGACUCGCGGCGUCCUCAAGGUUUUCCUCGAGAACGUGAUCCGCGAUGCCGUCACCUACACGGAGCACGCCAAGCGCAAGACGGUCACGGCUAUGGACGUGGUGUAUGCGCUCAAGCGCCAGGGCCGCACUCUUUACGGCUUCGGCGGCUGAGCGGGCUCCCUCCUGUGCCUAGGCCUCCUUGACGGUCUGCUCUCAUCCACAAAGGCCCUUUUCAGGGCCCCCAAAGCAUCAAAAAGGAGCGGUGGACACUUGUAGUUUCACUGGGUUACGUUUACGAGCGCCUAGCUAAUUGUAAUCCGCUUGCUUUGUCUCGUAUGCAAAUUUGGCCUCCUGGGCGCACUUUCUCAUUGGACGCUGAGCCUGGUGGCUCCGCCCACCAUCUGGGGAGCGCUCAGGUUUCCUGAGUGCAUCUGUAUGGGUCGUUUUUCUUGGUGCCGUGGGGUGUUUGGCUGCGAGGGUGCCACUAGACGUCGUAGGGUGCAGCCUCUAACGGACGUACUUGAAAGGGAAAAAAGUUGACCCACGUUCCUGUUUCUCUGCCUUAAAGAGGAUUGGAGGGCAAGGGGAGCACUAGGGCGUCUACCAUUUAGUUCAGGCUGGUAUAAACCUCUGUGAUCCUUCUAUUUGAGUUUGCGCAGACCAUAAGCUGAGUCCACAGACCAUAUGUGCUUCAUUUUUAAAAUUCUAAGUCUUCAGAGUAGGUAAAUUACAGCCCUUGCUGCUCCUUCAAAGGACA